GUCAGUCCCCCACCGCGUGGGCAUCUCUUAAGCUCUCACUCUUGCGCUGCCUUGAUGUCAGACGCUCCCCGAAAGGAGGAAACUGCCCGCCUUGUUCUGCUGUUCUUUGGUACCGAAGGAACUUUUUUUUUUUUUAUCUGACAGGAAGGCAAAUCACAGAGGACAGCCAUAAAUCCGACAGACUCGUCUCGUGUCUUUUCGGGGAUUAAUCUGACUGGGACUGGACGUAAAGCCUGGUGGCCGGGGGUAUGGAUUUUAACCUGCUGAAUGACAGCGAAGCCCGCAGCCCAGCGCUGUCACUCUCUGACUCCGGGACCCCCCAGCAUGACCAGGGAUGCAAGGGCCAGGAGAACAGCGACAAUGAGAAGUCCCAUCAGAACCAGACGGACGAAUCGAACCCGGAGGACGGCUCGCUGAAGAAGAAGCAGCGCAGGCAGCGGACGCACUUCACGAGCCAGCAGCUCCAGGAGCUCGAGGCCACGUUCCAGAGGAACCGCUACCCGGACAUGAGCACGCGCGAGGAGAUCGCGGUGUGGACGAACCUGACGGAGGCGCGAGUCCGGGUGUGGUUCAAGAACCGGCGUGCCAAGUGGAGGAAGAGAGAGAGGAACCAGCAGGCUGAGCUGUGCAAGAAUGGUUUUGGCACGCAGUUCAAUGGACUCAUGCAGCCCUAUGAUGACGUGUACUCAGGCUACUCUUACAACAACUGGGCCACCAAGGGCCUAGCCAGCAGCCCACUGUCAGCCAAGAGCUUCCCCUUCUUCAAUUCCAUGAACGUCAGCCCCCUGUCCUCACAGCCCAUGUUUUCCCCACCCAGCUCCAUCUCCUCCAUGAACAUGGCCCCUUCUAUGGUUCCCUCAGCUGUGACCGGUGUGCCCGGCUCUGGCCUCAACAACCUGGGCAACCUCAACAACCUGAGCAGUCCCGCGCUGAACUCAGCCGUGUCCGCUAGUGCCUGCCCCUACGCAGGCGCGGCUGCUCCCUACGUGUACCGGGACACAUGCAACUCCAGCCUGGCCAGUCUUCGGCUCAAGGCCAAGCAACAUGCCAACUUUGCCUACCCAGCGGUGCAGAACCCUGUGUCCAACCUCAGCCCCUGCCAAUACGCAGUGGACCGACCGGUAUGAAGACCCCUUCCAACCCAGCCCCAUCUGCGUUCACUGACUUUGAGCAACCGCACAAGAUGGACUAGUUGAUAACACGUUUUUUUAGGACAACGUGAACAACAAGAAUAAGUUCCUCCACAAGAUCCAUGUUACACUGGCCCAUACAGUGCUUCAAAGGAAUUCUAAAAAUUCAUGGAGGCUUUGUUGAUGACCCGACCAACUUUUACAAAGGAUUUCUAAACCGUAUCCAUUAUUUUAGACUGCAUGAGUAGAGUAAGCUGAUAAAAUUCAUUGAACAUUUAAAACAAUACUGGUGGCCAACAGUGGCAUACAUUAAAUCAUUAGUGCCACUAAAACCAUUGAAAAGGGGACCUAUGGUUACACAAUAGGCUACAGGAUGUAUAUAAUUGACUUUUUUGUUUUGUAUGUGAAAAAAUAUCUAUAAAUUGUAGUACUUUGAAGAUGAAAAGCAUGUUCUUCAAGAGCAGGACCUAGACUGAUGUACUAUGAGUACAUCCUUUAGGAAUUUUGAUCCUUGUUAUGAAUUCCAUUCACCCAGGCAGGUCAAAGGUUGCUGUCGGGCAGAAGAGGAAUGCUGGCUGUGAGCAGUCUCACAAACAAAAGACAUGAAAAGAAACAAACACUUUCCACAUUCAACCUUUAAAAGAAGAAACUAAAAGCCAUUGAAUACAUAGAUUUGUGUGGUGUUACAAAAAAGGGAGUCCAUGACUGUAAAAAAAUGUAUGUAAGAGUGCAGUUGUUAUAAAAUAAGCUUUUCCUGGUGUAGCCUGCUUUGUCUCAUUAAAAAGAAUGUUUUAUGAAUAGCACCUGUAUUUGAAU
This is a messenger RNA of Scleropages formosus (Asian bonytongue), 1946 nucleotides long. RefSeq names its product paired-like homeodomain 3 (gene pitx3). Gene Ontology annotation, biological process: regulation of transcription by RNA polymerase II; anatomical structure morphogenesis. The record is from RefSeq and is a predicted model, not a curated record. Bases 249 to 1127 code for a protein of 292 amino acids. The transcript is spliced from 4 exons. Gene Ontology annotation, cellular component: nucleus. NCBI's taxonomy places the organism in Eukaryota, Metazoa, Chordata, Actinopteri, Osteoglossiformes, Osteoglossidae. Gene Ontology annotation, molecular function: DNA-binding transcription factor activity, RNA polymerase II-specific; RNA polymerase II cis-regulatory region sequence-specific DNA binding.